Molecule: messenger RNA, 822 nt
Organism: Helianthus annuus (common sunflower)
Lineage: Eukaryota; Viridiplantae; Streptophyta; Magnoliopsida; Asterales; Asteraceae
Exons: 3
Coding region: 1-822 (273 amino acids)
Source: RefSeq, a predicted model, not a curated record
AUGUCGGAGAUGAUGGAUGGCGGUGGUGGUGGUCGUGCGAUCUCCCUCUCUACAUCGAACGGUGCCGGAAGUGGAGAAGAUGAUACGGAGUCACUUUAUGGGCUUAAACAAGCUCAAAGAAAGUGGAAUGAAAAGUUAACGUCUGUUUUGGUUGAUACGGGAUUUGUACAAAGUAUAUGUGACCAUUCUAUGUAUAUUUUGUGUAAAGAAGAUGUUUUCUUGGUAUUAUUGGUUUAUGUAGACGAUAUUGUGAUUACUGGAAAUAAUGAGUCUGAAAUAGAAAAAGUUAAAAGAAAGUAUUGUCUUGAGUUGUUGAAUGAAUUUGGGUAUUUGGGUUGUAAACCUGUUGGAACUCCGAUUGAGCAAAGUCAUCUUGUUACAAAUAAAACUAGUGAAGAACAUAAACUUCUUGAAAAUGUUAACGGUUUUCAAAAACUGAUAGGAAAACUGAUAUAUUUGUCUUUGACUAGACCCGAUAUAAGUUAUGCGGUUCAAUUUUUAAGUCAAUUUAUGCAUAAACCAUGUCAGUCACAUCUGGAUAUUGCUUUGAAACUGUUAAGGUACUUGAAGCAGUCUCCAGGUAGCGGUGUUAUGUUUAGGAAAACUGAUGGUUUUGUACUAAUAGGAUAUGUUGAUUCUGAUUGGGCUAAAUGCACUAUGACUAGAAAAUCUGUUACAGGAUUUGGUGUAUUUCUAGGGAAUACACUGAUAUCCUGGAAAAGCAAAAAACAGAAUGUUGUGUCAAGGUCCACAGCGGAGGCUGAAUACAGGGCAAUGUGUUCAGCCACCUGUGAAGUGAUGUGGGUUUUACAUGUUUUGUAA